GUUUGUUGCUGGUGUUGACUGACGUUAUAUACAUUAGACACUUAUUAUUGAUAUGCAGUUACAGUUAUUUUUACUUUGUUCAUGCGAUUUAUAUUUUCCCAUUUAAGAAAUAUAUAUUUUUAAGAAUAUAAAUUCACUUAUGUCAAGGCUGUUUUGAACAUUUCUGAAAAUGUUUCGACCGCUUUUCUCCAAGCCGGAAGGCAACAUGUGGCAGGAGGACAAGCCUGACAUUGACGCCCAUUCGUCAACACAAUUUGUUUACAAUGCGCAUCAUUCUCUUGCACUCGAUAUGCAACGUCAACGGCUGCCUAUAUUCAAAAACAAAGACCAUAUUAUUUAUUUGUUGGAGAAAUAUCAAACCUUGGUUUUGGUUGGUGAAACAGGCUGUGGUAAAAGCACACAAGUUCCCCAGUAUCUUUUCGAAGCAGGAUGGUGUGCAGAUGGGAAAAAAAUUGGCAUAACGGAACCCAGAAGAGUCGCAGCUACCUCCCUAGCAAAUCGCGUGGCCGACGAACGCAAUUGUAUUCUAGGAACCACUGUAGGUUAUUGCAUACGCUUCGAUGAUUAUACUGAUGAAACGACAAAGAUUAAGUACAUGACCGAGGGUAUUCUUCUAAGAGAAUUAAUGAGCGAUCCGUUAUUAACAAGCUACUCGGUCAUUAUUCUGGACGAAGUGCACGAAAGAACACUCUUGACUGAUAUUAUAAUGGGGUUGCUGAAAAAAAUAAUCAGGAAACGGAAGAGUCUGAGAGUUAUUGUCUCGUCAGCAACGGUUGACGCGGAGGAACUUCGAGAUUUCUUUAACGUAAAUACGACGAAGGACUCGAGUAAAGAUAGCGCCGUUAUCAUGAGCGUCGAGGGGCGGUUGUAUCCAGUGGAUAUUUUUUUUGUGAAAGAGCCAGUCGCGAAUUACGUUAAUGGCGUAGUAGACACCGCUCUAAAAAUACACGAAACGGAAGAGUCGGGUGAUAUUCUGGCAUUUCUCACAGGACUUGACGAGGUUGAUCAAGCCGUCUCUCUUUUAUCGGAACACGCAAAGCUUAUAAAAGAUGAUAAACAGAAGCUGCUUCCGUUACCGAUGUACGGGUCACUUCCGAACGCAGAGCAGCUUAAGGUAUUCUGGAGGGCCGCUAAAGAUACUCGCAAAGUUAUCGUGGCGACCAACAUCGCGGAAACGUCUAUUACUAUUCCAAAUAUCGUUUACGUAAUUGAUUGCGGUUUCGUCAAGAUACCUUGGUUCGAAGCAGAAGCGCAGACGAAUAGCCUAGUUAUCGUGCCCCUAUCGAAAGCUUCCGCCAACCAACGAGCCGGUCGCGCAGGACGCAUGCGGACUGGAAAAGCAUUUAGAUUGUACACAGAAGAAGCUUACGCUGAAUUAUUCGAGGCUACUCCACCAGAAAUGCAACGGUCAGAUUUGGCGCCGGCGAUACUACAAUUGAAGGCUCUUGGCAUCGAUAACGUAUUGCGAUUUAAUUUUCCUUCUGCGCCACCCAGUAAAAAUCUAGUCACAGGAUUAGAAUUGCUUUACGCGUUAGGUGCGAUCGAUAGUAAUGGGGAUUUAACGACACCGUUAGGUCUAACGAUGGCGGAGAUGCCUUUAGAACCGGUACUGGCAAAAUCCUUAAUUGCAUCUGGCGAGAUGGGAUGUUCUGAGGAAAUUACGACAAUAUUCGCCAUGCUGCAAGUUCAGAACGUUUUCGUGCAACCUGGUGGAGGGCAAGCGGCUCUAAAAGCGAGAAUAGCACAUCGCAAAUUCGAAGUGGAAGAAGGAGAUCUUCUUACUUUACUAAACAUCUACAUAGCUUUUGAACAAAAUAAGACACCUGCCUGGUGCCAAAAACAUUUUCUCAAUCACAAAGCUUUGCGGAGAGCUACGGAAAUUCGCGUGCAGAUGCACAAAAUGCUCAAACGCUUAGACAUUCCACUGAUAUCCUGCAAUGGAAAUGUUCAACAGAUUCUCAAAUGUUUAACUGCUGGUCUCUUUCCUAAAGCGGCAUAUCUGCAUUAUACGGGUACGUACAGAACGGUUCGCGGUAAUAAAGAUUUGUAUAUUCAUCCGAAUAGUUGCUUAUAUACUCUGCAGCAGCCGCAAUGGUUACUAUUUUGCGAAAUUCUGCAAACGAAUAAAACUUACAUGAAGGAUUUGACUGUCAUUCAACCAGAGAUGUUAUUGGAGGCAGCACCACAUUUUUAUGAGAGAACGUCUAUUGAGUCUGUUUGAAGUACAAUAUAAAAAUAAAAUUUUUAUAAUUAUAA
Monomorium pharaonis (pharaoh ant) is the source of this 2256-nucleotide messenger RNA. RefSeq names its product probable ATP-dependent RNA helicase DHX35. The transcript is spliced from 12 exons. Bases 170 to 2221 code for a protein of 683 amino acids. The record is from RefSeq and is a predicted model, not a curated record. Gene Ontology annotation, molecular function: ATP binding; RNA binding. Gene Ontology annotation, cellular component: catalytic step 2 spliceosome; intracellular anatomical structure. Lineage: Eukaryota; Metazoa; Arthropoda; Insecta; Hymenoptera; Formicidae.